This is a messenger RNA of Cladophialophora bantiana CBS 173.52, 279 nucleotides long. RefSeq lists its product as uncharacterized. Bases 1 to 279 code for a protein of 92 amino acids. NCBI's taxonomy places the organism in Eukaryota, Fungi, Ascomycota, Eurotiomycetes, Chaetothyriales, Herpotrichiellaceae. The record is from RefSeq and is a predicted model, not a curated record. The transcript has a single exon.
AUGAAUGUGACUGUCGAGAGGGCUUAUGAAUGGCGUAAAGGACAAGUACACUCAUGGCGUGGAGCAAGGACCAAAGUUGAGGAAGAGGAAGAGGAAGAGGAAGAGGAAGAGGAAGAGGAAGAGGAAGAGGAAGAGGAAGAGGGAGAAGACGAAGAAGACAUCGAACAAGACCACGAGAGGAGAGGAGGGCAGAGGAGGCUUUCUCGCACAAGGAAUGGGACCUACCUGCUCACGCUCUCCUCUGACAUUCACCUAUUUCCAAGGUUCGCUCAGGAUUGA